This is a messenger RNA of Klebsormidium nitens, 3731 nucleotides long. Lineage: Eukaryota; Viridiplantae; Streptophyta; Klebsormidiophyceae; Klebsormidiales; Klebsormidiaceae. The record is from the annotation of a GenBank genome assembly.
GCCUUGGUGAGUUUUCGAGGGAGCGUUUUGCACUUCCAAAAACUCUUUCACGUGCGUUAGGUAGGGCGCGCAGGCGUUUGCAUCAGUCUCCUUUACAGCUAUCAUUUUUUGAGCAAGGCCAUUCGUUUAUUCGUCUGCCUAUUCGUGUGGCGUGCCGCUGUCAUGUCAGGUGUCCAGGCUGCGUGCCGCCCUGCCUGCAUGACGCCCGCAAGCGGGGCUGGCCGCCUCCUGGCACGAGUGGGCCAGAGAUGGGCUAGCAGCGCGACACCUGUUGCCGCCUUGAGAGGCGUCACACGAGGCAGCGCAGCAGCAUCUGCGCGGCAGGGUGCUCCGCGGCAGGGCCUGCCAGGGUACUCGGGCUUGCGCCCAAGUGGCGCCCGCCCGCUGUUGCACCCCAGCCUCGGCUUUGCCGCUGCAUGCCAGCUGUCAGGCAAUGCUGGCCCGCAGCGGCGCCUCAGCGGCGCGGCAGGCGCCGCACGGGCUGUGGUGGCGGCCCCGGAGCGGCCGUCGCUGCGAAAGGCGUCCUCGGAGGCAGUGCAGAAGUACGGCUUUACAGAAGUGGAAGGGGAGUACAUUGCUGAGUACAAUGCGCAUGCGGUGCUGUACCAACACAACAAGACGGGAGCGGAGUUGAUGUCGGUGGCAAGCGAUGACGAGAACAAGGUGUUUGGCAUCGUGCUGCGCACACCCCCGCAGAACAGCACAGGCAUCCCGCACAUCUUGGAGCACAGCGUGCUGUGCGGCAGCCGCAAGUACCCGCUCAAGGAGCCGUUCGUGGAGCUCAUGAAGGGCAGCCUCAACACCUUCCUCAAUGCGUUCACCUACCCCGACCGCACCUGCUACCCCGUCGCCUCCACCAACCUCCAGGACUUUUACAACCUGGUGGACGUGUACCUGGACGCGGUGCUGUUCCCCAACUGCGUGCGCGACGAGCAGACCUUCCAGCAGGAGGGCUGGCACUAUGAGCUGGACAAGCCCGACGAUGACAUCACCUUCAAGGGUGUGGUGUUCAACGAGAUGAAGGGCGUGUACAGCCAGCCAGACAGCAUGCUCGCGCGCUACACGCAGCAGAACCUUUUCCCGGACAACACGUACGGCGUGGACAGUGGCGGCGACCCGUCCGUCAUCCCGGACCUCACCUUCGCCGAGUUCCAGGACUUCCACCGCAAGUUCUAUCACCCUAGCAACGCGCGCAUCUGGUUCUAUGGCGACGAUCCGCUUGAUAAGCGCCUCGAGAUCCUGGACAAGUAUUUGAGCGAGUUUGAGCGCAACGAGGCAGUGCACGAGUCGGAGGUGGCCAUCCAGCCGCUCUUCUCCGAGCCCAAGAAGGCAGUGCACAAGUACGCGGCCGGGGGAGACGCGUCGCAGGCCAAGAACAUGGUCGCCGUCAACUGGCUCCUUGCAGAGGACGUGCUGGACGUGGAGACGGAGCUGGCGCUGGGCUUUUUGGACCAUUUGAUGCUGGGCACGCCCGCCGCGCCGCUGCGCAAGGCGCUCAUGGAGAGCGGCCUGGGCGAGGCCAUCAUUGGGGGGGGCAUCGACGACGACCUGCGCCAGCCCGCCUUCAGCAUCGGCCUCAAGGGCGUGGCUGCGGAGAACGCGGGCGCGGUGGAGGGCCUGGUGCUGUCCACGCUGGAGAGCCUGGCCGAGAGCGGGUUCAGCGCGGAGGCGGUGGAGGCGAGCAUCAACACGAUCGAGUUCAGCCUGCGCGAGAACAACACGGGCAGCUUCCCGCGCGGCCUCGCGCUCAUGCUGCGCAGCGUCGGCAAGUGGCUCUACGACCGCAGCCCCUUCGAGCCGCUGCGCUUUGCGGCCCCGCUGGAGCACUUCAAGGCGCGCUUGCAGCAGCAGGGCAGCAAGGCGCUCUUCGGCCCGCUCAUCCGGCGCUACCUCCUCGACAACCCGCACCGCGUCACCCUCGAGCUCCAGCCGGACCCUGCCCUCGGGGAGGCCACUGAGGCGGCGGAGCGUGAACGGCUGGCGGCGGCCAAGGCGGCGCUGCGCGAGGACGACGUGACCGCUCUUAUCGAGGCCACGCAAGCUCUGCGCGAGCGGCAGGAGACGCCCGACCUGCCGGCCGCGCUGGCCACCAUCCCCGCGCUGGACCUGGCCGAUAUCCCGCGCACCGCCGCCACCAUCCCCAGCGCGGUGGAGGCGCGCGGCGGCGCCACGGUGCUGCGGCACGAGCUGUUCACGAACGAGGUGCUGUACGCGGAGGCGGUGCUGGACCUGCGGCGCGUGCCGGCGGGGCUGCUGCCGCUGGUGCCGCUCUUCAGCCAGGCGCUGCUGGAGGGGGGCACGGCCGACAUGGACUUCGUACAGCUGAACCAGCUGAUCGGGCGCAAGACGGGCGGCAUCAGCGCGUACCCGUUCACCAGCAGCCGGCGCGGCAGCGGCGAGCCGGUGAGCGCGUUCGUGGUGAAGGGCAAGGGCAUGGCGGGGCAGGCGGGCGACCUGCUGGGGCUCAUGCGCACGCUGCUGCACGACGUGGUCUUCGACGAUCGCGCGCGCUUCAAGCAGUUCGUGAGCCAGGCCAAGGCGCGCAUGGAGGCGCGCGUGGUGGGCGGCGGCCACAGCCUGGCGGCGACGCGCAUCGACGCCAAGGACAGCGCCGCGGGCUGGGUCGCGGAGGUGAUGGGCGGCGCGUCGUACCUGCGCUUCCUGCGGGACCUGGAGGCGCGCGUGGACAGCGAGUGGGACGCGGUGCGCGGCCAGCUGGAGGACAUCCGGCGGAGCCUGCUGUCGCAGGAGGGGGCCAUCCUGAACUUGACCGCCGACGACAAGACGCUGCACGCGGCAGACGGGCCCGUCGCCGACUUCCUCGCCGCGCUGCCGCAGCAGGGGGGGCCGCGCCAUGAGUGGACGGAGCGGCUGAGCGCGGGGAACGAGGCGCUGGUGGUGCCCACACAGGUGAACUAUGUGGGCAAGGGCGCCAACCUGUACGCGGCCGGCUACCAGCUGAGCGGGAGCGCCUACGUCAUCUCCAAGCACAUCGGCAACACGUGGCUCUGGGACCGCGUCCGCGUGAGCGGCGGCGCCUAUGGGGGCUUCUGCGACUUUGACUCGCACAGCGGCAUGUUCACGUAUUUGUCGUACCGCGACCCCAACCUGGUGAAGACGCUGGACACAUACGACGGCACGCCCGCGUUCCUGCGCAGCCUGCGCCUGGAGGGCGACGCGCUGAGCAAGGCCAUCAUUGGGACCAUCGGCGACAUCGACGCGUACCAGCUGCCGGACGCCAAGGGCUACACCGCGCUCAUGCGCCACCUGCUGCGCGUCUCCGACGAGGAGCGCCAGCAGCGCCGCGAAGAGGUGCUCGCCACCAGCGAGAAGGACUUUGCGAACUUUGCGGACGUUCUGGAGGCGGUGCGCGGAGAGGGCGCGCACAUCGUGACGGUGGCCUCAGCUGCUGACGUGGAGGCAGCGGCCAAAGCCCGGCCCGAGUUGCAGCUGGCAGUGGACCAGCUCUUGUGACCCUGACGAUGAUCUUUACCUCCUGUUGGUUGACUGGUUAGCGUGUCCACAAGGUCGAGUUGUUGGGGCACAGUUCGUAAUUUAGAUGUGCCGUACGACUGUUGCAGCUUGCGAGUAUAUUCGCUUGGCAUGCCAGAUCUUGCAGAGUCCAAGAUCAGCUGAUACAUUCCCGGCUGCAACCCUGAACUUUCGCUCUGUGCACAUGGUCCGACAUUUCGGGCAGCCCCCAAGUACCCGGCAUACUUGGGUGAAUCACC